GCAGGUGCAUACCCUGCCCUGAUGUGCUAGUACAGCCCUGGUCGCGUUAACUGCUUCACUCUUUUCGAACGAUCAAGGGAUCGUCUAAAUCAAGGCCGGGCCAGUAAGUAGUAACGAAAGAAUCAAGUCCCAGACUUCAUCAUGCCACCACCGUCUCCGACCCUCGCUCCGUGGUCUCCCUCUUCCACUCCCUCCGCCACCCCGAAUGUCGGCCUCCUCACUCCUUUCCUUAUCUUCCACCUCUUCACAGUCCUCGGUGGUCUUGUAAUGCUCACGACUGCCAUCUUCUGCUCGUCUCGCGUUCCCCGCCAACCCGUCUGGUUCAGUUUCAUCUCGUCCUUCGUUAUCUAUUCGGGGUCGUUCGCCUUGUUGGUGUUUACCGGGUAUGGCUUCAAGGGCGAAGGUCAAAGGAGUGAGACGGGUUUGCUUCUGGGACCGGGCUUUGGAGUGUGUCUGGCACAGGCGGCCAUGCAGUACUCCGCAUUGCCUUUCACCUCGGCAACAACGUUCGCGCUCGUUGCGCAGGUAUUCUUCAACAUCAAGAACUGGGUGAAGGAAACGAUGCCGACAAAGAGGCAAGAGAAUCUUCUGCUUUUCUUUCUCGGAGCCCCGUACAUCCUCUAUGUUGGAAUGCUGACUUCAUUCAUUGUGAUCGGGCUAUUGAAUCCAACAACAGUCCAGCUGGGCGCUCGAGACUUUUAUUGCUCGUUCAUAAUGAGGGUUCCAGCACGGAUAACAUCUAUCCUCGUCGCUGUACUCAUGAUACCCACGGUAGUCCUCAACUCAAUAACACUCUAUCACCUCCGAGGAAAUUGGAACCUGCUACGAGGCAGCGUGAGGCGAGUUAUGGCGUUCUCAGUUGUUGGGGUCCUUGCAAUUGUCCUUGGAAUUGUCUUCUUUGCAAUAUCCGAGGAAACACCACAUGCCCUGGAUGUGGUCACUUCUCUAGUUCCCAUGUCAGCCAUUAUUAUCUUCGGAUCGCAAAAGGACCUGCUGGACGUAUGGUGCUGGUGGAGAAAGGAUAAGCCCUUGACCAGCUUGAAGUCGUCGAGUAACAUCGUUAGUCGAGAUAGGUCUUUAUAA
Molecule: messenger RNA, 1083 nt
Organism: Coprinopsis cinerea okayama7#130
Lineage: Eukaryota; Fungi; Basidiomycota; Agaricomycetes; Agaricales; Psathyrellaceae
Exons: 11
Coding region: 142-1083 (313 amino acids)
Source: RefSeq, a predicted model, not a curated record